UCCCGUCCCUCUCCCCCUGCCCCGCCCCCGCCGAUGGGCCGGCCCGGCUCUCCCUGCAGAGAAAUGGGCCGGCCCGGCGGCGCGCGGGCAUCAGCGGCGGCGGCCCAAGAUGGCGGAGCUGCAACUGGACCCGGCAAUGGCGGGGCUGGGAGUGGGUGGAGGGAGUGGGGUGGGCGACGGGAGUGGACCGGGUCGCGGGCCCCCCAGCCCUCGCCCGGCUGGCCCCACGCCCCGCGGGCACAGCCGCCCGCUCGCCGCCAUCGCGCAGCCACUGGAGCCGGGUCCGGGACCUCCAGAGCGGGCCGGGGUCGGCGGUGCGGCCCGCUGGGUCCGGCUGAACGUGGGCGGCACCUACUUCGUGACCACCAGGCAGACCUUAGGCCGGGAGCCCAAGUCUUUCCUCUGCCGCCUCUGCUGCCAGGAGGACCCGGAGCUGGACUCGGACAAGGAUGAGACAGGAGCCUAUCUGAUUGACAGAGACCCCACCUACUUUGGUCCUAUCCUAAACUACCUCCGCCAUGGGAAACUCAUCAUUACUAAGGAGUUGGCAGAAGAAGGUGUGCUGGAAGAAGCAGAAUUUUACAAUAUUGCAUCUCUUGUGCGGCUGGUUAAGGAAAGGAUACGAGACAAUGAGAACAGAACUUCACAAGGCCCUGUGAAGCAUGUGUACAGAGUCCUGCAGUGUCAAGAAGAAGAGCUCACACAGAUGGUCUCCACCAUGUCUGACGGCUGGAAAUUCGAGCAGCUAAUCAGCAUUGGAUCCUCCUAUAACUAUGGAAAUGAAGAUCAAGCAGAAUUCCUCUGUGUCGUCUCCAGAGAACUAAUAAUUCUACCAACGGCAUUGUAUAGAAACCGAGCGAAAAGGCAAAGAUUCUUCAGGAGAGAGGAUCUCGGAUGUAAGCAGAAUCUAAAAUUCUAGAAUCCUGAAGGGCAAGAGAGCGAUCCAGCAGAACAGCUCCGUGAAGUCUUCACCUGUACAGUAACUAAGCUACUGCAAAGCAAAGAUGAGCCUGGCCCCCCCGGUGAAGAAGCAUCUGGUCAAAACCAAAGGAUUCCCCACCCCACCCUCAGGACUCCAAACACAGAUGCACCUCUGGCCGCAGAUCAGCUUUUCUGAAACCUGCUUUUGUUCUCUUAGCCAGUGUUCUGAUAGACUGUGCAACAGCAGCUGGGCUGGGUCCCCAGUUGGAGCGUUUUGGGGAUCUGGGAGAAGGGGAUGAAGGCCAGCUCCUUGGAAAUGGCCUGAAAGUCAAGGAAGCAGGAGCACAGGAAGGAGGAUUAACCCAAACUGUACCUGGCCUCACCCUGAGUGUGCCAUGUUGGAUGUUGGCAGCUGCCUCAGACCAUUCCCCCCUCCAAGGCACCUGUGGAGGCAUGCAGGAGAUGCAAAGGGCUCCAGCUUCAGUGUGCUCAAAUGAGGUUUUGGAGAGAGAAUUAGCUGGAGGAUCCACAUUCCUAGGAACAGAACCUCCCAAGGCAGGGAAGGGUAGUGGUCACCUCUGUCGGUUUGGAGCAUUUCCUGCCUGGUGUGUCCCCAGCAGCUUGGCCCCACACUGCCUACCUUCUCCUAGAAGGUUGUUUGCCACACUGGUAUCCUUAAUGGUGUUGGGCAGACAGAGGAGCUAGGCAGUUGGCAUGACUGCUUCUGCAGCCUUUUCUUACCCCAUUGACCCUGUCUUCCUUCCCCAGCUUUGUAAACUGGACCAAAGAGAAAGUACUUUGUGCACCUUCUGGUGGCUUGGGGCGAGGAAGGCUGUUUCUGUGGAAGUUGCAAAAUGUAUCCUGUUGUAGUUAAAGUGUUUUUGUGAUUUUUCUCUUGAAAAUGCCCUGAUUGAUGGGCAACACUUGUGUCUCCUUGGUUUCUAACCUUGACAAUCCUGCCCUGCAGGACCGUCAGUGACUGCAGCAGCCCCAGCAGUGUGUGUGUGUGUGUGUGUGCACGUGCACGUGAAAGCAGUCUGAGGACUCCCUGCAACUCUGACUCCCAUCUCUCUUCAUGGGGAGCACCGUGUGGGGAGGACUCAGUGUUUAACUGACCAGGGUUCUGUAAACACAGAGCUUGUGUCUUCACUUCCUCUUUGAGCUUUUAAAGUCUCCAUGAGCAGUCAUUUUCCCUAGACACCUUCCAGCAGUGUGGCACAUGUGUGGAGCAGGGGAAGCUGCCACAGGAACGAUCUCUGUAAAAGCCCCCCUCAGGCCCAGUGCCUCUUAGCCUUCAAUGCCAGGGUUCUCUGCACUCCCCAGCUCAGCUGCUCACCAGAGCUUGAGGGUAGUGAUUUCUGGAAAGAUUGUCCACUCUGCCAGAUUUGAGCAUAUGACUUACCAGGGCUAAACUUGUCUCCAGGAUUCUUGCUCUUUCUUUCUCUGUAUCUGUAGAGUAGCAUAGAAAUAUGUGUCUGUGCAGGAUCCCUGCUGGCACCUGUGUGUCCACACUAGUGGAGGUACCUGUGGCACCUCAGAAGUCUUGACUGUACCAGUAUUUUUACACCUGCAGGAAAAUCAGUCACCCCUUCCAAGGGGACACAGGCAUCCAUCCAGUUGUAUCUUUUACUUGAUGUAAUCAAGUAAAAGUAAGGAGAGCAGGAAUAGCACAGCCCCUGCCUCAGGCCUUUGGGCAAACUGAGCAUGUAUGCCAGACUAGGAAGUGCUCCGGACCUUGUGCCCACAUGCCCUUGUAUAGGCCCUUUGUCCUUCUGCCUCCCUGGGACACAGCUGAUAAGCUCCCAGCAGGGCUCUGGGUAGAGCCAGAGCCUCAAGUCCCAAUCCCAAUUCUACCACCAAGUUCAGCAAAAAAGGAGCAAGGAGAGCAGACAGGCACGUUCCUCAUGGAUACACUGCUACUGUCAGUUAACUCCGAAUUCCACAGCUGAUCCUGUACAGAGUGCCGCGAGCACUAGUCUCUAGAUGGCCGUAUUGAAGUUUCCCUCCCCACUGCAGCCCAGUGUUGGUUGAACUGUCCUGUGCUCCAGGCAUUUGGGGUGACUCCUUAAGGUUUCUGGGGAGUAUUUUACUCAAGCGCUUUGAACCAGACCCGUGUUCUUGCUUGAAAGCUUCCCGGGAGAGUCUGACUGAUCGAGGCAGAGAGAGGAGGCAUGCCCAUUGGUUUGGGGGUGUCACAUGACCAGUGACCCACAGUCUCUGCUUCCUCCCAGGACUGCCAAGUGGGAGUGUCUUUCUGCCUUUUUGUCUACCCCAGGUCUGGGCCUUGGGAGAUGCCAGCUGGGCCCAGGAGCACCAUCAUCUCCUAAGCACUGAAGUAGCACCCCUCUGACUUUUCUUCAGAACCUUGGUGGUGAGUGGGCCCAGCCUCCCUUCAUCUCCGUACAGGCAACUGCUUUGGGGUGUCAGCAAGGUGUGGGGAGAAAGCAAUAGAGAUGUUGAAAGAGGAAAGCUAAAGGGACACCCACACCCUCUAGCAUGGUCUUUGAACCAGACCUUUGGAAUCAUGCCUGUCACUAUUGGGUGCCCUUGUUAUUGUUCAUGUGUCUGAUUGAACAAAGUCUGCAAUGCUGUGACUUUUUUUUGUCAAUAAAGAUGUG
Messenger RNA from Castor canadensis (American beaver), 3539 nucleotides. It is a transcript of the gene Kctd2, whose product is annotated as potassium channel tetramerization domain containing 2. Gene Ontology annotation, molecular function: cullin family protein binding. Gene Ontology annotation, cellular component: Cul3-RING ubiquitin ligase complex; cytoplasm. Gene Ontology annotation, biological process: proteasome-mediated ubiquitin-dependent protein catabolic process; protein homooligomerization. The record is from RefSeq and is a predicted model, not a curated record. NCBI's taxonomy places the organism in Eukaryota, Metazoa, Chordata, Mammalia, Rodentia, Castoridae.